AUGACUUCUCUCUUCCAACUCUCCCCCUUCCUGCUCCUCAUCCUCCUCUACGGCCUCUGCCCGCAACACUUCCCCCCCUCGGCAGCAACAACCAGCUUCUUCAUCCUCUACGCCAUCGCCGCCCAGCUCAUCAUCCACCGCGCAUCGACAAUCUCCGUCCUGCACAGCCUCAGCAUCAUCCUCCUCAGCGCGGCGCACUUGGCCGUGGCGGCAAUCUACACGCUCUAUUAUACAGUCCAGGCAGUCAUGCGCGCGAGAAGCGCCCUCUUUGCGUAUUUCGAGAGAGUGCACCGGCAGAUUCACCAGUUGGCGAAUUUAACAGGCAUGAGACUCAAUCGUGUGCCGGCGCCGACUUGCUUGACUCUUGGGCUGGAUAUCCUCCGCGACGAUCAAAGUACCUUUUCGGAGACAACUUCGGCCUAUUCUUCAAAAAACAAUACAGUCCACGCCUCUCAAUGGCGCUAUAGAGAACUGUCGAGCAGCAGCUUCGUCCCUCCAUCGUUCGAAACGCGCGGCUAUCUGCCCUAUCAGCCAUAUCCAAUCGUCUGGUUCUUCCGCCACUUGUUUUACUUCACACGAGCCAUUGUGCUAUGCAUUUAUUCCACGCUUCUGUCGAUAUUCUUCACUGUAAAGUUCUUCCAUAAUACGACCAUUGCGUCUGUUCGCUUCACAGGAGCCUGCUUCAAGUUUAUGAAAAAGUACUUGCCCACAUCAUGGUAUCUCGCAAAACUCAGCAUUCGACAGUUUCCAACUUUUACCCUCUUCGCCAUGCAUCUUACUGUCACGAUAAUUGUACUGUCCUUGGGAGAGACGAACGCUCUGGGGCUGUGUAUACUGAUGGAACUAUGGCUACUGUCACGGCUGGAGCGGUUAUGA
This is a messenger RNA of Trichoderma atroviride IMI 206040, 876 nucleotides long. RefSeq lists its product as uncharacterized. Lineage: Eukaryota; Fungi; Ascomycota; Sordariomycetes; Hypocreales; Hypocreaceae. The record is from RefSeq and is a predicted model, not a curated record.